UGAAAACAAACUCAACCAGUGUUGGAGAGAGUACACCCAUUCAAAACAAACAAACGUCAAUAAUACUAGUAUUAUCUUUUGCAUUCGUAAAAAUUUGCGAUUAUUACACGUUUUCUGAAAUAGUGAAAAAGUAUGAUUGCCGGUGGUCACGGUGAUCCGAACCCAAACAGCUCGUGGAUGGAUUCACGCGGGCUGUGGCUGGCGUACGUGUUGGGUAUUAUCAUAUUUCACAUAAUUACCCUGGCGGUGCCAUUUAUUGAUAUUCCUUAUGCCUGGACGAUCACGAACAUUACCCACAAUUUGGCCCAUCUGUAUUUUUUACAUUCGAUUAAGGGUGCCCCUUGGAUGAGUAUAGAUACGGGUGAUUCUCGUAAAUACACGCACUGGGAACAGAUUAAUCAUGGAGAACAAUUUACGACAACCAGGAAAUUUUUAACCGCCGCACCAAUCAUACUAUUUCUGCUCACCUGUCUUUAUACAAGGAAUGAUAUUGAUCAUUUCGUGGCAAAUUUCAUAUCGCUGAUGGUGGUACUGAUUCCAAAAUUACCCCAGCUUCAUGGCGUGCGACUGUUUGGAAUUAAUAAGUACUGAAUUGAACGAAUACUUAAUGCUUAAUGGCACCAUUGAAUUCAGAUUCUCCGUAUCGACUCCGUUUUUAUACCGACAUAAGAAACUAAUGUAAGCAGUACAUAUUUCUUCGUAAUCAAACAGUACUGCAUCACCUGGUUGCGGUGAAUUGAAAUAGCACUCGUUUUAUUUUCAAAUUCAGUUGGUCGACGAUUUAGUAGCUAGAAGCAACAGGUGCGUUGUGUGCACACAGGGAUAGCGUAUUGUUUAACUUUUAUACGAAAAUAAAUAAAAAUCUCAUUGGGAUCUCCUGAUUAAAAAAUAUCAAUAUGGCGAUCAAUGUAGGAAAACAGGUUGAUCGCUGGAAACUGACCAAUUAUCAUCACUAGUUCUGUAUAUGGAACUGUAGCGAAUUUAUGCGAUUAUUAUUCACCUUAUCUUGGCAGUAAAAAACCGUUUGUUGAAGUUUGGUUUUACUCGUGAUACUCUGUUCUUAUGAAACACAAAAUAACAUUUUAGUUUUUCAAAAGAUAUUUUUCCAAGAAACAAUUAUAUAUUUAGCAUGUAAAA
Molecule: messenger RNA, 1137 nt
Organism: Topomyia yanbarensis
Lineage: Eukaryota; Metazoa; Arthropoda; Insecta; Diptera; Culicidae
Gene: ORMDL
Product: ORM1-like protein
Exons: 3
Coding region: 133-591 (152 amino acids)
Biological process (GO): intracellular sphingolipid homeostasis; ceramide metabolic process; negative regulation of ceramide biosynthetic process
Cellular component (GO): endoplasmic reticulum membrane
Source: RefSeq, a predicted model, not a curated record